Messenger RNA from Staurois parvus, 409 nucleotides. The record is from the annotation of a GenBank genome assembly. Lineage: Eukaryota; Metazoa; Chordata; Amphibia; Anura; Ranidae.
CUAUUCCUCUCACUGACACCAAUGAUGGGGCACUACGCCUCCCACUGACACCAAUGAUGGGGCACGAUUCUUCCCCACUGACACCAAUGAUGGGGCACAAUUCGUUGCUCUGACACCAAUUGAUGGGGCAUGAUUCCUCGCUCUGACACCAAUGAUGGUGCCCCAUCAUUAGUGUCACGAGGAAUCGUGCCCCAUCAUUGGUGUCAGAGCAACGAAUUGUGCCCCAUCAUUGGUGUCAGUGGGAAGAAUCGUGCCCCAUCAUUGGUGUCAGUGGGAGGCGUAGUGCCCCAUCAUUGGUGUCAGUGAGAGGAAUAGCGCCCCAUCAUUGGUGUCAGUGGGAGGAAUAGCGCCCCAUCAUUGGUGUCAGUGGGAGGAAUAGUGCCCCAUCAUUGGUGUCAGUGGGAGGAAU